AUGGCACGUGGGGCUGGUGGUCUGUUAGACGGUGGAUUUGUAUUCAAAUUGGGAAGGCUAUUCAAAACUCCUUAUGGUGGUGAAGGUGUUGAUUUUGUUGAUCAGUUGAAUUAUCAGUUCACUGGUGGACUUAUGGUGAUAUUUAUAGCAAUUAUCAGCUUGAGACAAUAUGUUGGUAAACCAAUUCAGUGUUGGGUACCACAAGAGUUCACAAAGUCCUGGGAAGAAUAUGCUGAGAAUUUAUGUUGGGUUUCGAACACGUACUUCUUGCUACCUAAUGAAGAAAUACCAACUGAUCAAGUGGAUUAUGAAAAGGUCAAAUUUAUUGGCUACUAUCAAUGGGUGGCAAUAGUUUUAGCCGGUCAAGCUAUGAUGGCAUGGGUACCACACUUACUUUGGCGUGUUGGUUCAAGGCGUUUACCUCUUUUAUUGAAAUCAGCCAAGGAAGCUGCUAUACCUGACCGUGAAUUACGACUUAAAGCCGUUUCAUGCUUAGUGGCAACAUUAGAAGAACAAGCUGAAUCACAAUCAAGAUUUAGACGAAUAAAAUCUAUUGUCAAUAGAUGUCUUUGCGGCGUUACGCCGAAUGCUCGUUUAACUAUGCUUUUCUUAUUUGUACGAGCAUUGUUUGUAGCCAAUUCAGUCGGACAAAUAUACUUAAUGAAACGCUUUACCGGUUUUAAUAGUACUGUAUUUGGGCUGCGAUUAUUACAAGAUUUAUCCUCUGGUGUCGAGUGGGAACGAACUGGACAUUUUCCCCGUGUCACAUACUGUACAAUAAAAGUUCGGAAAAUGGGGCAAACUAAACCUGCAAGAUAUCAUAAACUGAUAUAUCUUCACAUAAGACUAUAUAUAUACAUAUAUGCUGCAAAGGAAUUCCCCAAGGCAUAA
Molecule: messenger RNA, 891 nt
Organism: Heterobilharzia americana
Lineage: Eukaryota; Metazoa; Platyhelminthes; Trematoda; Strigeidida; Schistosomatidae
Source: the annotation of a GenBank genome assembly